Messenger RNA from Parasteatoda tepidariorum (common house spider), 1449 nucleotides. RefSeq lists its product as uncharacterized. The record is from RefSeq and is a predicted model, not a curated record. Gene Ontology annotation, molecular function: nucleic acid binding. NCBI's taxonomy places the organism in Eukaryota, Metazoa, Arthropoda, Arachnida, Araneae, Theridiidae. Gene Ontology annotation, biological process: DNA integration.
AUGGUAGCAUGGAUCCUUCGAUUCUGCACAAAUUGUAGAAACCCAGGUAGUAGAAGAAGAGGAGAGUUAUCCGUUGACGAUAUAAACUCGGCUGAGCAGAAACUACUAAAAAUUGUGCAGCAGGAAAGUUUUGGUGACACUGUCACGAAGAAUAAAUUGAAAGGCUUCAACACUUUCCGUGAUGCCGACGAUCUGAUAAGAAUAAAGACAAAAAUUUUCAGAAGGGAAGAUGAAGAAAACUUCAAAUAUCCCAUAGUUUUACCGUCUGAUCACCCACUUGUGGAAAAGUUAAUUUAUGAAAAGCAUCUGGUUUCUUGCCACAGUGGAACUCAAGUUGUCCUGUCAUAUCUUCGACAAACAUUUUGGGUUCUCGGAGGUCGGAAGACUGUUCAAAGGAUCUUGAAACGAUGCAUUCGAUGUAAGAGAUAUUCCUCCAAGAAAUUAGAAACCGUGCCUGCCUCCCUUCCUAAAGACAGGGUUCGCGACGCGUUGGUUUUCGAGGUGACAGGGGUUGACUUGGCAGGGCCACUCUAUUUGAAGAAUGGAGAUAAAGUUUGGAUAUUAUUAUUUACCUGCGCCGUGUAUCGGGCUAUCCAUUUAGAGCUGAUACAGAGCCUCUCAACUGAUAGAUUCUUGCUUGGAUUAAGAAGAUUUAUAGCAAGACGUGGGAGACCACGAACUAUAUAUAGCGACAAUGGAACAAAUUUCGUUGGAGCGGUCAAUUUAAUGGCUUCUAUCGACUGGAGCAAAAUAGUUCAAGAGAGUUCAAUUUUGAGAAUUCAAUGGGUCUUUAGCCCUCCUGAAGCCGCCUGGUGGGGUCGGUUUUGGGAACGUAUGGUCCAAAUGGUGAAGAACCUUCUGAGAAGAGUUUUAGGAAAAGCAUCCAUAAAUUUUGAAGAGUUGAGUACCGUUCUAUGUGAUGCAGAAGCAGUUAUCAACUCCAGGCCACUCAACUAUUUAUCUGAAGAUCCAGAGGACUUAACACCACUAACCCCAGCUAUGUUCCUUCAGGACGUUCAAACGGUGGGAGUGCCUGACUUGGACAAUUUAGACAGCGUCAACCUGGCCAAAAGGUGCAGAUAUCAACAGAAAUUGAGAGAGGAUCUCCGGAAGAGAUUUCGGGAAGAGUACCUCAGUAUGCUAAUUCAUAGGCAGGAAAAUAAAAAACCUAUCAAGCGAAUACAAAUUGGAGAUGUGGUCCUCAUCGAGUGUGACAAAAGGAGACUGGACUGGCCAAUGGGACGAGUAGUUGAAGUUUUUCCUGGGAAGGACAACUCGGUUAGAGUCGUAAAACUGAAAACUGGAAAAGGCGAACUAAUUCGUCCUGUGCAACGAUUGCAUCCUUUGGAACUCGAUUUCACAAAUGAAAUAUUUAACCGUGAACCAUUUAAACAAGUAAAGAUCAAAAAAACUAAAGAUAUAACUAAAAUAACUAAACUAAACAGAUAA